UAUAAGAAGAUUCUUCCACACAUCACACUUCCAUUAUACUCCACACCCACAUCUAUACCAAACCCAAAACACUUCCAUCAUAUUCAUCUAUCAAACAAAAUUCCAUAUAUGGAAAACGAAAACAAGAAAGAGUUUAGAAAUUAUUGUGUUUAUAACGACGAAGCAGAAGAAGAGGAAGAUAUGAAGGUGGAUAAAUUUUACUCUCUGUUAAGGAGUUUCCGUGAAUCACGUAAUCGAUUACGCCAAAGGGAAUUCCAAAAUCAGCUGGCAAAAGACGAGACCAACAACAAGAAGAAAAAGAUGAAAAUAGAGCCUUGUUUUCAAUUGCAGGAUUUCACUGCAGAUUUUCACUUCAGAGAAUUUCCUUUGGAUUUUUCUGAUCCUAUUCCAGUUCCAAAUAACACAGUAAAAAACAACAACAAUGGUGAGAAGAAGGAACAACUCAAGGAACAUGCCCUUGUUGACCUCAAACUCGCUCUAUAGUUAGUGAAUAGUUAGUGCGUCUCAGCGUAUAACAAUGUGCUAUUAUUUAUUUUUCUUAAUCGUGCAUUCAAAAAUCAGCUGAUUCUUGUGUGUGUUAUUUCUAUAACAGUGAAGAAAUUUACUUCAUAAUUCAUGUGUAUCUUCGAUCAUCUAUCUAAUUUCUUUGUAAGUUUUUUAUAGUCAAGCAUGGUUUGACCGUGAAA
Trifolium pratense (red clover) is the source of this 686-nucleotide messenger RNA. RefSeq lists its product as uncharacterized. The record is from RefSeq and is a predicted model, not a curated record. The transcript has a single exon. Bases 109 to 483 code for a protein of 124 amino acids. NCBI's taxonomy places the organism in Eukaryota, Viridiplantae, Streptophyta, Magnoliopsida, Fabales, Fabaceae. Gene Ontology annotation, biological process: regulation of systemic acquired resistance.